Bactrocera latifrons is the source of this 8380-nucleotide messenger RNA. It is a transcript of the gene zip, whose product is annotated as myosin heavy chain, non-muscle. Gene Ontology annotation, molecular function: ATP binding; actin filament binding; cytoskeletal motor activity. Gene Ontology annotation, cellular component: myosin complex. The transcript is spliced from 14 exons. Bases 605 to 6655 code for a protein of 2016 amino acids. The record is from RefSeq and is a predicted model, not a curated record. NCBI's taxonomy places the organism in Eukaryota, Metazoa, Arthropoda, Insecta, Diptera, Tephritidae.
GUCGUUUGAGAGUAGAGUAAUUGAGAAGUCGUUUAACGAAAGUGGAAUAAAGUGGGGAAGUAUGUGUUGAAUUAAGGAGUGGAGUUAAAUAUUUUAAAAAUCUCCAAAGAAAGGAUUAAAGUGUCGUGGAAUUUAAAUCUAUCGGAAUUCUCUUUUUUUAUCAAUAUUUUAAGAAACUCAACACAAACAGUUAAUGUACGAUUAUUAAAGCGGUUAAAAACGUGCGGUACUUAAUUUAAAAAAAAAGCGAAUGUAAAUGUAAUAAAGAAUACGAAUAAAUUGUGAAGUGCAAACCUUGUGUGCAACCAACGGUAUUACACAAACAUCAAUAUAUAUGUACUACAUUUGCUUCAAAUGCCAAGAUUACAGUUGUGAUUAAAUAUUUUUGCAUUAAGUACGUCUUUUAGUUAUUCAAAAAUAAAGAAAUGCCCGCUGUCUGACCAAACUCUACAUAUAAUAAUAGCAAGCAAUUUUCACUUUCAGAUACGCUGAAUUACUAACAAAAAUUUCAUAUUUUUUAUAUAAAAAGGUUAAUCUGUUUAUAACUAUUUAAUCGAUAUUGUCUAAAAGUGCCGAAAUAACAUUUCAUAAAAGUAUAAUUAAAAUGGCCGAAGAAGUCGAUCGUAACGAUCCCGAACUGAAAUAUCUUUCCGUCGAACGGAACCAAUUUAAUGAUCCAGCAACUCAAGCUGAGUGGACACAGAAACGACUUGUUUGGGUCCCACAUGAAAACCAGGGAUUCGUUGCUGCUAGCAUUAAACGCGAACAUGGUGACGAGGUUGAAGUGGAGCUCGCCGAAACUGGAAAACGUAUUAUGGUUUUGCGUGAUGAUAUACAAAAGAUGAAUCCGCCGAAGUUUGACAAAGUCGAAGAUAUGGCGGAACUGACAUGUUUGAACGAAGCUUCUGUUUUACACAACAUCAAAGACAGAUAUUAUUCUGGUUUAAUUUAUACUUACUCGGGCCUAUUCUGUGUUGUUGUGAACCCUUACAAAAAAUUGCCAAUCUAUACCGAGAAGAUAAUGGAACGGUAUAAGGGUAUAAAAAGGCAUGAAGUGCCUCCCCAUGUUUUUGCAAUAACCGACACCGCCUAUAGAUCUAUGCUACAAGAUCGUGAGGACCAAUCGAUUUUAUGUACUGGUGAAUCUGGUGCUGGUAAAACCGAAAAUACAAAAAAAGUGAUACAGUAUUUGGCGUAUGUAGCGGCUUCAAAACCAAAAGGCUCGGGAGCGGGACCUCAUCCGGCUUUAAUUAUUAAUUUGCAAGUUAAUGCGAAGAAAAGUUAUAAAAUCAAAUGUCAUGUUCAUGGUGUAUCAGAUUCUGUUUGUAUUAAGAAGGAAACUCGAAAAGAAGUUCCCAAAUUGAAAGAAAAUAUUGGAUGCCGAUGUAUGAUGUCGAAGGGUGAACUGGAACAACAACUUUUGCAAGCUAAUCCUAUAUUGGAAGCUUUUGGAAAUGCGAAGACUGUAAAAAACGAUAAUUCAUCUCGUUUUGGUAAAUUUAUACGCAUAAACUUCGAUGCGUCGGGUUAUAUUUCGGGUGCGAAUAUUGAAACUUACCUGUUGGAAAAAUCUCGUGCAAUUCGCCAAGCGAAGGAUGAACGAACUUUCCACAUAUUUUAUCAAUUACUUGCCGGUGCAUCGCCGGAACAACGAGAAAAGUUCAUACUCGACGAUAUCAAAUCAUACCCGUUUCUUUCAAAUGGAAGCCUACCUGUGCCUGGCGUAGAUGAUUUUGCUGAAUUUCAGGCAACAGUUAAGUCUAUGAACAUCAUGGGAAUGACCAGCGAAGACUUCAAUUCUAUAUUCCGCAUAGUUAGUGCUGUACUGUUAUUUGGCUGUAUGAAAUUCCGACAAGAGCGUAAUAAUGAUCAAGCAACGCUUCCAGACAACACUGUGGCUCAAAAGAUUGCUCAUUUACUUGGUUUAAGUGUAACCGAUAUGACAAGAGCCUUCCUAACACCCCGUAUUAAGGUGGGCCGUGAUUUCGUUACAAAAGCGCAAACAAAAGAGCAAGUAGAAUUCGCUGUGGAAGCUAUUGCCAAAGCCUGCUACGAACGUAUGUUCAAAUGGUUGGUAAACCGUAUUAACCGAUCGUUGGAUCGUACCAAACGCCAGGGUGCAUCUUUUAUAGGUAUACUUGAUAUGGCUGGUUUUGAGAUAUUCGAAUUGAAUUCAUUCGAACAGCUUUGCAUUAAUUAUACCAAUGAAAAAUUGCAACAACUCUUUAAUCACACGAUGUUCAUUUUGGAACAGGAGGAAUAUCAACGGGAGGGUAUUGAAUGGAAAUUUAUUGACUUUGGAUUAGAUCUACAACCAACGAUUGAUUUAAUUGAUAAACCUGGCGGUAUAAUGGCAUUAUUGGACGAAGAAUGUUGGUUCCCAAAGGCUACAGACAAAACGUUUGUUGACAAACUUGUAUCAGCACAUUCCAUGCAUCCGAAAUUUUUGAAAACAGAUUUUCGAGGCAUAGCUGACUUUGCUAUUGUUCACUAUGCUGGCAAGGUUGAUUACUCGGCUGCCAAAUGGUUAAUGAAGAAUAUGGAUCCGUUGAAUGAAAAUAUUGUUUCGCUGUUGCAAGCAUCGCAGGAUCCUUUUGUUGUGAAUAUUUGGAAGGACGCUGAAAUUGUGGGUAUGGCUCAACAAGCUUUAACCGACACUCAAUUUGGUGCCCGCACCCGUAAGGGAAUGUUCCGAACUGUAUCACAUUUGUACAAAGAACAACUUGCCAAACUAAUGGAUACCUUACGAAAUACAAAUCCAAACUUUGUCCGUUGCAUUAUUCCAAAUCAUGAAAAGCGUGCUGGCAAAAUAGAUGCGCCUUUGGUUUUAGAUCAGUUACGCUGCAAUGGUGUAUUGGAAGGUAUUCGUAUUUGUCGUCAGGGCUUCCCCAAUCGCAUUCCCUUCCAAGAGUUCCGGCAACGCUAUGAACUACUUACACCCAACGUUAUACCCAAAGGCUUCAUGGACGGGAAGAAAGCAUGCGAGAAAAUGAUUCAAGCUUUAGAAUUGGACACGAACCUGUUUAGAGUUGGUCAGUCGAAAAUUUUUUUCCGAGCAGGCGUUUUGGCUCAUCUAGAAGAAGAACGUGAUUACAAGAUCACCGAUUUAAUUGUGAAUUUUCAAGCGUUCUGUCGUGGCUAUCUAGCACGCCGCAAUUACCAAAAACGUCUACAACAGUUAAACGCAAUCCGUAUAAUACAACGAAAUUGUGCGGCAUAUCUGAAGUUACGCAACUGGCAGUGGUGGCGCCUAUACACAAAAGUAAAGCCCUUGUUAGAAGUAACUAAACAAGAAGAAAAACUAGUACAAAAAGAAGAUGAACUUAAACAGGUGCGUGAAAAACUAGAUGUUUUGGCGAAAAGCACACAGGAGUAUGAACGUAAAUAUCAACAAGCUCUGGAGGAGAAGACCACAUUAGCUGAACAAUUACAAGCUGAAAUUGAACUUUGUGCUGAAGCUGAAGAGUCACGUUCCCGUUUGAUGGCUCGCAAGCAAGAGUUAGAGGAUAUGAUGCAAGAAUUGGAAGCGCGUAUUGAAGAGGAAGAAGAAAGGUCACUUGCACUCGGAGCAGAGAAGAAGAAGUUAGAGCUGAAUAUUCAAGAUCUCGAAGAACAAUUGGAAGAAGAAGAGGCGGCUCGACAGAAAUUACAACUAGAAAAGGUACAGUUAGACGCUAAAAUCAAAAAGUACGAAGAAGAUUUGGCUGUUACUGAUGAUCAAAAUCAGAAGUUGUUAAAAGAGAAGAAAAUACUAGAGGAACGUGCCAAUGACCUUUCUCAAACAUUAGCGGAGGAAGAGGAGAAAGCAAAGCACUUAAGUAAAUUAAAAGCUAAGCAUGAAGCUACAAUAGCUGAAUUAGAAGAACGAUUACAUAAAGACCAGCAACAACGGCAAGAAUCCGAUCGUUCCAAGCGUAAAAUUGAAACCGAAGUGGCCGACUUGAAGGAGCAAUUAAAUGAGCGUCGUAUUCAAGUGGAGGAUAUGCAAACACAAUUGGUGAAACGUGAAGAGGAGUUGACGCAAACCCUAAUGCGUAUCGACGAGGAAUCUGCGGCAAAAGCCACUGCGCAAAAGGCGCAGCGCGAAUUAGAAUCACAAUUGGCGGAAAUUCAGGAAGACUUGGAAGCCGAAAAGGCUGCUAGAGCGAAGGCAGAAAAAAUACGCCGAGAUUUAGGCGAGGAGCUGGAGGCACUGAAAAACGAACUCCUAGACUCUUUGGAUACAACAGCUGCGCAACAAGAGUUACGUUCAAAACGGGAACAAGAACUGGCCACCCUGAAGAAAUCACUAGAAGAUGAGGCAGUCAAUCAUGAAUCCUUUUUAUCUGAAAUGCGGCACAAACAUUCACAAGAACUGAAUGCUAUUAAUGAUCAAUUAGAAAACUUGCGCAAAGCAAAAGCAGUGCUGGAAAAAUCGAAGGGCACUUUGGAGGCGGAAAAUGCAGAUUUAGCUACCGAAUUGCGUAGCGUUAAUAGUUCACGUCAAGAAAAUGAUCGCCGAAGAAAACAAGCGGAAUCGCAAAUUGCUGAACUUCAGGUAAAACUAGCUGAAAUCGAACGUGCCCGAUCGGAACUCCAAGAGAAAUGCACAAAAUUGCAACAGGAGGCAGAAAAUAUAACGAAUCAGUUGGAAGAAGCUGAAUUGAAAGCAUCGACUGCUAUAAAAUCUGCUAGUAAUAUGGAAUCUCUACUCACAGAGGCGCAACAAUUACUUGAGGAAGAGACGCGGCAAAAGUUAUCGUUGAGCUCAAAACUGAGGCAAUUAGAAUCAGAAAAAGAAGCAUUGCAGGAACAACUAGAAGAGGAUGAAGAGUCGAAGCGUAACUAUGAAAGAAAAUUGGUCGAGUUAACCGCACAAAUGCAGGAUAUUAAGAAAAAGGCAGAAGAGGAUGCCGAUCUGGCUAAAGAAUUAGAGGAGGCCAAAAAACGUUUGAAUAAAGAGCUUGAAGCCCAGGAAAGACAAGUUAAAGAAUUGAUAGCUCAAAAUGAUCGUUUAGACAAAAGUAAAAAGAAGAUACAGUCGGAACUGGAGGACACAACCAUUGAAUUGGAGGCACAACGUACAAAGGUGCUUGACCUGGAGAAGAAACAAAAGAAUUUCGAUAAAAUACUUGCGGAGGAAAAAGCCAUUUCGGAGCAAAUAGCUCAAGAGCGUGACACUGCAGAGCGUGAAGCCCGCGAAAAAGAAACAAAGGUGCUUUCACUAACUCGUGAAUUAGAUGCAGCUUACGAUAAAAUCGAAGAUUUAGAAAACAAAAGAAAAGUGCUUCAGAACGAACUAGAUGAUUUGGCAAAUUCGCAAGGUACUGCGGAUAAAAACGUACAUGAGCUAGAAAAAGCCAAACGUGCAUUGGAGUCCCAGUUGGCUGAAUUGAAGGCCCAAAAUGAAGAACUUGAAGACGAUUUACAAUUGACCGAAGAUGCCAAGUUGCGCCUGGAAGUGAAUAUGCAAGCAUUGCGUUCACAAUUCGAGCGAGAUUUACAAGCGAAGGAAGAGCAAGCGGAAGAGAAGCGCCGUGGUCUUAUUAAACAAAUACGUGACUUGGAGGCCGAGUUAGAUGAGGAACGAAAACAGCGCACUGCUGCUGUUGCAGCAAAGAAGAAGCUAGAAGGGGAUUUAAAGGAGAUGGAAACAACAAUGGAAAUGCAUAACAAGGUCAAAGAAGACGCGUUGAAACAUGCUAAAAAACUUCAAGCCCAAGUUAAGGAUGCUUUGCGCGAUGCUGAGGAAGCCAAGGCAGCGAAAGAAGAGUUACAAGCUGCAAGUAAAGAAGCUGAACGUAAAGUUAAAGCUUUGGAGGCGGAGCUACUCCAAUUAACAGAAGAUUUAGCAAGCUCCGAAAGAGCUCGUCGUUCUGCCGAAACCGAACGUGAUGAACUCGCCGAAGAAAUUGCAAAUAACGCCAGCAAAGGUUCACUUAUGAUUGAUGAAAAACGUCGAUUAGAGGCUCGAAUCGCUACGUUGGAAGAAGAAUUGGAAGAAGAACAAUCUAAUUCAGAAUUGCUAUUAGAUCGUAGUCGUAAGGCGCAGUUAUCCAUUGAGCAACUUUCGACUGAGUUGGCAAAUGAAAAAUCGAAUUCUCAAAAGAAUGAAAAUACUCGUGCAUUACUUGAGCGCCAAAACAAAGAACUCAAAGCCAAAUUAACCGAGAUUGAGACGGCACAGCGCACUAAAGUAAAGGCUACAAUCGCAACGCUGGAAGCGAAAAUAGCCAAUCUUGAAGAGCAGUUAGAAAAUGAAGGAAAAGAACGCCUGUUGCAACAGAAAGCCAAUCGCAAAAUGGAUAAAAAGGUUAAAGAGCUAACAAUGAAUAUUGAAGAUGAACGUCGCCAUGCUGAUCAAUACAAGGAGCAAAUCGAUAAACUUAAUAGUCGCAUGAAGCUACUUAAGCGAAAUCUUGACGAAACCGAAGAGGAAUUGCAGAAGGAAAAAACACAAAAGCGCAAAUAUCAACGUGAAUGUGAGGAUAUGAUUGAAAGUCAGGAAGCAAUGAACAGGGAGAUCAACUCCCUAAAAACAAAAUUAAGGCGAGCUGGUGGAGGUAUUGGUUUAAGUUCGAGCCGCUUGACUGGCACACCAUCAUCGUCGAAACGGGGCGAUGAUAGUUCCUCGGUGCAAGAUGAAUCAUUAGAUGGAGAAGACUCGGGAAAUUAAUGUAUUAAUUGGAAGUUAAUUUUUUAAUUGUAUUAAUAUACGAAAGAAAUUUGUAUUUUUGUUAAAAUCAAACACUCCAUUAUCUGCCGACUAUUGUUAGCAGCAACUAAAAUGUAAAACGUAUUGGAAAAGAGCAUUCACUCUCACACCCAACACAUCAAUUCGGAAAUAUGAAUAAACACAUCGAAAUAUGAAUUGAUUAACGAUUAGAAACAUUUGUACACUUUUUAUACGCAACGUCAUUUUAUACAUUUCCUUUUAAGCAUUGACGUACAAUUUACGAGCAUGCAUACCCUAACUUAACAUAAUUACGUAAACAUUUUAUACAACUACGAAAUUGAUGAUGAAAACUGAGCCUACAAACGAGUAUUCGAGUAAUUACGGAAAAUUGCAUUUAUAAGAUUAAGAUAAAAAUAAAGUAAUAAAAAAAUGGUAACAUGGGAAUUAUAACAUUUAUUUCAUACAUUAUGUACUCAGUAUUCACAGUGUACAGUCGUUCAGCGCAUUGCGAUUUUCCAAAUCCUUAAAUUGGUCAAAUCUAACAUAUACUACUUUUGCAUAUGUCUGAGCAUGAGGUGAGGAUAGUAAAUAUUGAUAAUACCUUCCUUUCUUUGUCUUCUUGGAAUAGCUUCUUUAAUACCAAAUCUUAUCAGAAUUUAUCAAAAACCUUAAUUGGGUGGCAAGCUAAUAUGAUACUGUUAACGAAUUGCCUACACUGUUCAUAAAAUAAAUUGAUUAGCAGAGAUAUGAUGCAACUUAUUGAAACAUUUCUGAAUGCCACUUUAUAUAAUAAGAGAUGGCAUCACUCCAAAGGGAUUCAAAAUAAAAAUUCAGCUGUAAUUAUACAUUGAUCUAUCCAGCAAAAUAUGUGUACAUAUGCACAUACGAUAUUAACAUGUAGGAAGGCCAGAAUAAAAUCAUAUCAAUCGUAAUAUUUCACAAUUGAGUAUUCUUUAUUCAUUAUAUUUCCCAUUCAUUCCCAUAUAAAUAGUGUUUAUAUGCAUAAAAGAAAACAAAUUUAAAGGAGUGUUGAGUGCCUUUUGAUAUUUCAGUGACGAUGAUCCAUACAUAUACAUACACACUUGCUCUGUAAUGUAGUAUAAUCUACAGCAAAAUCCUUAUUCAUAUAAACUUUAUAUAUCUACUUAUCGCCGUUCUUGCAAUGUAUGCGCAUAUGCAUAUGUCAAAUGUACAUAAGUAUAAAAAACAUGAUGAUUUUGUGUUGUUUAAAAUCUAUUCGUAUUCCGUUAUCACUAAAAAAAAACAUUUUCAUUGACUGAAAUCUUUGAAAAAUAUAUUUUUGAAUCAUAAAAACAAAAUAGCUGAUUUUGACAUUUUGGGCUAUCACACAACCUAAUAUAAUUGAGUUAUGGUUUACAUGAAAUUGAACGAACUCAGUAUCCGAAUAUAACGUCACAUUAUUAAUCUUAACUGGAAUUAAUAUAUUUCUAGCUUGAAAACGUUAUGUAUUCUCUAAGUGUUUUUAAAGACGUACGUACUUAUAUGUACAUACAUAUGUCUUCAAGUUGUCGCCCCAUAUCAUAUAAAAUAUAUUUUGUUGUUAUGCUCUGCAAUGUGCCAUUUAUUUAUCUGUCGUUCAAAUCAAUAUAACUCCACGUCCAACAGUGAUGUAUUCAUAUAUACUGUUAAUUUUUAAAUUUGAAAAAUAUCUUGUGUUGCCUCUUUAUAUUACAGUCUCUCUUAUUGCAUCGUAAUUAGUCGAUA